Hymenoscyphus albidus is the source of this 3294-nucleotide messenger RNA. NCBI's taxonomy places the organism in Eukaryota, Fungi, Ascomycota, Leotiomycetes, Helotiales, Helotiaceae. The record is from the annotation of a GenBank genome assembly.
AGACUGUUCUACCACUCCAAUAACCAAUCAAAUCCCCUACAAGAAAAAUCCGUACAAAUUCCCAUGGAGAGAUCGGACCGUAUUCUGAUUAAUGUAGAUCUGACCAACCGGUACAGAACCGAAGAACCCUGAACAUCAUGUACGUACCGCCAUCUGCACCACACCCAAAGCCCUAAUUUAUCCACGAACCAGGCAUGCCAAAGUACCGCAUUAUCGCCCUUAUCCCUGGCGAAAAACUCUUGUACGGCCAUGAAUUUCCUGUUGCGAAGUUACGAAAAUCUUCCGUUGCGGGGAAACUAUCGAACCACACAUAAGCGCGCCUCGGGAAGUUCCUUGCUACCCCGCGUUUUUCAAGUAGGUUGUGGGAUAGUGGGGACUUCUAUUUAGCCAGCAUCGCAUUAGCGAAGAAAAAAGUUGUCCUGGGAAGACAGGGGAGGGACAGCAUGGGGAAUUGGAAAGCUGCCGAGCAUACAAGAGGAUCGAGGUUGCUAGAUGGAUGAAGAUAUUGUGUAUGUAUUGCCUGAGGAGGUCCAUUUCUUGUUUGCUGAACCGAUGUCCUUCGUUCUUCGACCAUGAGGCUUUUAAUCUUAUCCUCGGCGGCACUGCUGCUGCCCGCCAUACAAGCAUUCAGCAAUAAUACUAAUACCACUACUGCUCUUUACAAAAACCCCACCGCAAGUGUUGAUGAUAGAGUUGCUGACUUGAUGUCUCGAAUGACCAUAGAAGACAGUAUAAAGCCCAGUUUUUUAUUAUUUAUAUCCCUAAUUGUGCCUCAGUUUCUAAUUAUGUGAUACCACAGAGGCAGCGCAAUUAGUCCAGGGAGAUAUCUCAAACUGGGUCAAUACUACCAACAAUGACUUCAAUGCGACGGGUUUGGCAUGGAACAUGUACAAGCGAGCUGGGCAGUUCUACGUGGGCUAUCCGAUCUCACAGCAAUGGAUUUCAGAAGGGGUCAGAAAGGGACAAGAAUACCUCAUGCAAAAUACCACGCUGGGAAUACCUGCAUUUGUUCAGAGCGAAGGAAUUCACGGUUUCUUGAUCGGAAACGCGACCAUUUUCAAUUCCCCCAUAGCGUACGCCUGCUCAUGGAAUACGGACUUGGUCAAGAAAAUGGGUGCGGCUAUUGCUCAGGAGUCUCUAGCUUUGGGCGUGAACCAGAUUUUCGGCCCCCUUGGUGAUUUGGCCAGGGAAUUACGAUAUGGUCGACUUGAGGAGACGUUUGGCGAAGAUGGAUUUUUGGCAGGUGAAAUUGGGUAUAGCUAUAUCAAAGGUCUACAGGGAGGGAAUGUGAGUGCAAUGGUAAAGCAUUUUGCUGCUUUUGGGGUGCCAGAGCAAGGUCUCAAUACUGGACCUGUUCAUGGAGGAGAGCGAGAACUUAGGACGACUUACCUACCAUCUUACAAGCGCCAAAUCAUCGAUGGUGGAGCUUAUUCUAUUAUGUCUGCCUACUCAUCGUAUGACGGAAUACCAUUGGUUGCGAACCAUCAUAUUCUCACUGAGAUCUUGAGAGAGGAAUGGGGGUACAAAUACGUAAGCCAUUCCCACCUUUUCAUAUCUGGAGAAGGGUCAGGUUCUCUAUCACCUCAUCUUAGCCAUGUCAGUUGGACCUCUUACUAAUUGGCCAUUUUGUGGAUAGUUCGUAACAAGCGAUGCGGGUGGAACAGAUCGUCUUUGCAAGGAGUUCAAGAUGUGCGAAACCGCACCUCUAGAUAAAGAAGCGAUAACUCUUUAUGUGAGCAUUCCGAAGGAGAACAGAAUUUCAACUGAAAGUGCUAAUGAAUUUCAGGCACUGCCGUCAGGUAAUGAUGUUGAAAUGGGAGGAGGAUCAUACAACUUCGAAAACAUUCCGGAUCUUGUAGCUUCUGGGAAAUUGAGUCUCGAUGUCGUUGAUACCGCCGUAUCUCGACAACUUCGAGCCAAGUUUGACCUGGGCCUCUUCGAGAAUCCCUAUCUCGGAGCGGCAUCAAACGAAACAGGCGCCCUCAUCCACACACCUGAAAAUAUUGCACUUGCUCGACAGCUAGAUGCAGAGUCCAUUGUGCUUUUGGAAAAUCACGAACAAAUCUUGCCUUUGUCAAAGACAUCAAAUAUUGCUGUAAUUGGACCAAUGGCGCAUGGUUUUAUGAACGUAGGUGUUUUCCUCAAUACUUGUUCUUGCAAACUGACCGUACACAGUAUGGAGAUUAUGUUGUGAACGGAAGUUCGGCAAGAGGCGUAACACCUUUUGAUGGAAUUAAAGCUGCUAGCAGCGGAGGUAAGUGUCAGAUCUUCUAGCCCUAUUCAAAAGUUGCUAAACCAUUCCAGCUGUCACUUUUGCGAAAGGAUGUGAACGUUGGUCAAAUGACCAGUCAGGGUACGCUGAAGCUGUUGCAGCAGCAUCUGCGGCAGAUGUAGCUGUAGUCGUUGUGGGAACUUGGACUGUGAGUAUUCUGAAUUCCAAGAAAACCGAGAAAAGGAGCUUACAAUAUCCUAGCGUGACCAAUACGAAUUAUGGCAAGGUCUCAAUGCCACCACGGGCGAGCACGUUGAUGUAUCAUCUCUCAACCUGGUUGGAGCUAUGCCACACCUCGUCCAAGCCAUUAUCGACACGGGGAAACCUACUGUGGUUGUGUUUUCCUCAGGAAAGCCCAUUACGGAAGCCUGGAUCUCAGCCAGUGCCUCUGCUCUAGUACAGCAAUUCUAUCCAUCUGAGGAAGGAGGAAACGCGCUCGCCGAUAUCCUCUUCGGAGACAUCAACCCAAGUGGGAAACUGUCCGUCGGAUUCCCAUAUGAUGUUGGAACCACGCCGAUUUACUACGAUUACCUGAAUAGCGGAAGAACUGUCGAUGUCGGAAGAGAAUACGCGAACGGUACUCUGCAAUUCGGUCAUUCGUAUGUAUUAAAUGACCCUCGGCCCCUCUACGAAUUUGGCUACGGAAAAUCCUACUCGGAGUUCGCAUACUCGAAAAUAACGCUCUCAAAAACCAAUGCCAGUCCAACGGACAAGAUCACUGCAUCCAUCGAAAUCACAAAUAACUCCACUCGUGAUGGAACGGAGGUGGUACAACUAUACGUUCGAGACGUCAUUUCCAGUGUCGUGGUUCCCAAUAUUCAGCUCAAAGGAUUUUCAAAAGUUACCAUCGCGGCGGGAGAGACAAAGAGUGUUGAGAUUCCAAUUGAUGUUGGAGAACUGGGGCUUUGGGAUGUGAAGAUGAAGUAUGUGGUUGAGCCGGGAGAUUUUGUGGUUUUUGCGGGAAGUUCGAGUAAGGAUUUGAGGACGAAUGUUACUUUGACCGUGGGUUGAUUAGAGUAGAG